Messenger RNA from Solea solea (common sole), 828 nucleotides. It is a transcript of the gene mrpl14, whose product is annotated as mitochondrial ribosomal protein L14. The transcript is spliced from 3 exons. The coding region runs from base 287 to 733 and encodes 148 amino acids. Gene Ontology annotation, molecular function: structural constituent of ribosome. The record is from RefSeq and is a predicted model, not a curated record. Lineage: Eukaryota; Metazoa; Chordata; Actinopteri; Pleuronectiformes; Soleidae. Gene Ontology annotation, biological process: translation. Gene Ontology annotation, cellular component: ribosome; mitochondrion.
AUGGUGUUUACCCUGUGCUAUUUUUGAAAAAAAUAAUUAUUAUUAUGACAUUCACACAAUUCUAUCGAACCAAAGCUUUCUUUUUUUUCUUUUAAAUUUCAGCGAGGAAUAUUUUCUAAUGUUCCAAUGUGUCUAUCAGCUAGCCCAUCAUGAGCUAGCCCCUCUGCAGGCAGUCGGUCGACUGUCGCUGACGUAACACAUUUGACAUUCGCAUGGAGCGUGAUAGCAGGGUAAUGCUAACAAGACGGACGUUUUUAACUUAAAAUCUGAUCCAGAGCUCGUAGUUAUGACUUUCCCACAUCUUUCAAGAUCCUUAACUGGCCUCAUCGCAGGCUCAGCUCCUGUUUUCCAUCACAGGGCGUUCAGUGUUACUGCUGUUGCAGCAGCCAUUCAAAAGAUGACAAGAGUCCGUGUAGUGGACAACAGCUCUCUUGGAAAUACACCACAUCACCGUCCUCCAAGAGUCAUCCAUGUCUACACCAAGAACGGUGUUGGAAAAGUUGGUGACACAGUGUUGCUUGCCAUCAAAGGACAGAAGAAGAAGGCGCUCAUCGUUGGACACAAAAUGCCUGGAGAUCGCAUGACUCCACGCUUUGAUUCAAAUAAUGUUGUUCUUAUUGAAAACAAUGGUAAUCCUACAGGGACAAGAAUAAAGGUUCCUAUACCCACACAUCUACGGAAACUGGAGGGAGAUUACUCUAAAGUGUUAGCCAUUGCCUGUUCGUUUGUUUAACUGCUGUGAUCUUUUGAAAUGUCAGUCAUACCCUGUAUAUUUUGCUUUCACUGGAAGAUAUUUGUUUUUCAUCAGUAAACUUUAAAAUAAGCCAA